Clunio marinus is the source of this 252-nucleotide messenger RNA. Lineage: Eukaryota; Metazoa; Arthropoda; Insecta; Diptera; Chironomidae. The record is from the annotation of a GenBank genome assembly.
AUGAAGAAGAAGAACGAGCUUUGCUUAUACAGCAGUUCAAAUCGAUAUUUCCUUUUACCAGCAUUAGACCCAACCAUUAGGAAAUAUAUUCAUGUACCUUUGCAAGGAGAGAAAAGUCAACAAAAAACUAAUUUGAAGGGUGAAAAUUUUGCUGAAUCUGUUCGUCGUUGCAAGGAAGUUUUAAAUUUAGUCUUCUAUGGCAUGACUAAAAUCAAUAUUCGUAAAAAUGUCAAGCACAAACAAAAGAAGUAG